This is a messenger RNA of Nematocida major, 2928 nucleotides long. RefSeq lists its product as uncharacterized. The transcript has a single exon. The record is from RefSeq and is a predicted model, not a curated record. The coding region runs from base 1 to 2928 and encodes 975 amino acids. NCBI's taxonomy places the organism in Eukaryota, Fungi, Microsporidia.
AUGAGUACUUCCUGCAUUACAACUAAAAUCAUAGAAAACCGCCGUCUUUAUUUGGAGAAAGUCAGCACGGAAUGGGCAUUGCCGGGCGCACAAGCUAUACACACCUGCGUGCAGCGCCUGAGCAUGGCGCAUGCAUCUACAGCAAAGGCUGCGAAAAGGGGAUGCUCUCCGCUGGCCGGAUGCCUGCGGCUGCUGCUUGCUCUGCACGCGGCCACUCCCCUGCACGCAAGCAUGCCGCACAAAGACAUGCUGGAAAUACACACAGAGCCCAUAGGCAACUCGGAGACAGACCAGUUUUUUAUCAACGAGAAGGGGCCGCUCAGCCCUGUCAGAGGAAUGAUACUUAACGAAGAAGACUAUGUGUUUAACAUGAGAUCCAUGUUCCCCGGAGUGGUUCCAAGCUACAGAGUAGACCCUAUGCCGGAUGAAUUUUCUAGUUUUGGCAGGCAUGAGUGUGCCAGAGACGCAAAGCACGACAAGCCCUGUGCGGAUGGCAUAUACCUGAAGGGCCCCCAAAGCAACAAAGACCAGUACACAAAGUACAUCGAGGAGUAUGCGUCUGUCAUUAUCAAAAUGUUUCCUUCUCUGGACGGCGCGCAGCUCACGAUCACAGCAAACCGAAACGACCAGUUCACGAACUUCCUGCAGAAUCAGUGCACGAAAGAGCAGGCCAGCUACACGCUGGCUGCGCUGCUUCUUCUGAGCGAGGGCGUGGACGUGAACAUUAGCGCGGAAAAUGGGCGGUUAGUGCUCUAUAAAGACGCGCGCGCGAAGGAGGAGGUUUUCAACAUAAGCCGCAAAGACAAGCGCACACAGGCAAUGCAAAAGGAGACGGCCCAGAUAGUACGGUUUUUCAAGACGUACAAAAACAUCGUGGAGCUUCCGACCACUCCAGAUGGCUUUGCAACCGGCGAGUUUCUAAACAGCACGCAGUUUCUGAUCCAGGCGUACAUAUCCAAGUAUGUGCAGGGGAGAAAAAGUAUGCUGGAACUUGCAGGGUGCGCGCACAGCUUGCUGGUUGGCAUGAUGCGCGAAGGGCCCGUGUCUCCCAACAGCGGGGACGCUGCAUCCGACGCGUUCAAAAGGCUUUUCACGCCCGCGGAGGACAGAAGCAAGGCCCUUGAGUACUUCAAGCCGCUCAAUGCGUUGGCGCGUGCUGUUGGCGUUGGGUCCAAGUUUCCGUUUGCAGAGAAAUGCUUGGUUCCAGAACCCAGGAGCGUGUAUGUGUACGACAGAAAGGCAAACGCGUUCACCAAAGACACUUUUGCCAACUGCUGCGAGGCCGGGCUUCUUGCGCUGGUCUGCUGUCUUGCGUACAACCCGGAAACCGACAAAUACGACAUGGACGAGCUUCUAAAGGGCUGCCCCGAUCCGGCUGCGACGCAGGAUCUGAGAGAGUUCUUUGCGCGCACUGCAAUUGUUCCUGGCGACAGCAUUACAUUUCAUGUGCAGACACUGUGGACCAAAGUGGUGGCAGGCCUUUCUAGCGACAAAAUAGUGUACAAGCGCGGCAGCAGAAACGAGAUUAAAACUGGACUGAAAAACGCGCUGUACAUUAUUGCGCAGAUAACAGGCCGCAUGCAGGCCGAAGAGAAAGAGAUAGACCGCCUUUUGAGCCAAGUGACCCCCGACUCCCCAAUUACCAAAGAAAUGAAACUGGCUGUUGAAGAGUAUCUUAACAAGUUUUUUGUUUCGCUUUCGGUGAACAAGAGGCUGAAUGUGCGCGUGCGGAACCUCUCCAGUAGCUUCCUGUGUAGUUCCAAAGAGUCAAAACGCAUAGACCUUUAUGGGCACAUGUUUUUAGAUUAUUCGGAUGGCAAGAAAAAGGAGCGCAGCUCUUUGGUUAUGCGAUUCAAAGUGGGGCACAUGCUGUGUUUUGCAAAAUCCGGCACCGGGCUGACGGAUGGAGACAUUGUGGCGCUAAAAGACGCUGCCGAAGAAUACAAGGCCGACCACACCUUUACUUCGUGCCUGCUUGCGCACUGCAUCGAGCGGAAGGUGUUUGCCGAGGCGCCGGGGAGAACGCAUGCAGAGAAAGAGCAAAUACUGUGGAGAAUGCUGACUGAGGCGGCUGAGUCCAGCCCCAGAAACCUGAACAGGCUGUUUCUGUACGGGCCUGCGCUUACUGUGCACGAAAUGGAGCUGGCCAUAGCAUGUCUUGUCCUUUGCAUGAAGAAGCAGAAAAUCGAGUGCACCAUGCAGCACCCCAUGGCCCGGCUCAUCCACAACCUUGUUGGCAGCACGCAGACUCUUGAAAACCAAGCCAACCUCAUUGUGCCAGGCAUCCUUCUGUCUGCUGGUUUUUUUGACGUGCUCUGCCCGAACAUCCAGCUUUCAAAAGAAUCCAGGUCCAGCAUCAUGAGUGGCUUUCUAAGGUCGCUGGAUCCCAGUGUUCUUAAAAAGGACUUCCCUGCCGACUGGUCGUUGAUUCUGCUGGACUAUCUAAGAAACUACUACAAAGAAACAGGGCGCCCUUUGCUGCAGACACAGAUUGUGAAGCUAGAUAAAAAAGCUGCAUUUUUCUUGGCUGUACUCGUUAAGCAAAACACAGCAGAACACGUCCGCUCGUUUUAUGAGCUUUUAGAGAAGGAUGCGCAAAUCUACAAAAUGAAUAUGAUGGAGGAGCUUGGGGAAAGCGAGCACGAAUUUGACAAUCGGAUGGAGUCACUGAGAAACACGUGGCUUCUUUGGUUCCUUAAGCAUGCCGUACUGGAGAAGCCGGAUCAAACCCAGCUUAUUCACGAGCUGUACAGUUUUGUUCUUUCAAAGCUGCAUCUAUACUACCCAACAUUUUGCUUCAAAGCGCUUUUCGAAAGCCGUGAGAACGAGGUGCUGGAGUACUUUAAGCAAAAUGCAGAGGCCUUUGUGGAAAUCGGAGGAAAGGAAAACUUUGACGCAUUGUGCGAUGUUUUCACGCCAGCCAGAUGA